UCUCUUCAUAUUAUGUUUGGAUCUUCACUUUCAGAGAUUGUAUGCAGAGCAUAUGAAGUUGCAUUGAUGUUGUGAUAUCACUACUCCUUUCAAUCCUAAUGUUACCUAUUUGCCAAUGUUGGAAGGACUCUCUGCCAUUGCCAAUAAAGGAGCUGGAGAAGAAUUCAAGUGCCAUAAGAAGAUAUAUUGGACAUGAAAAGAAGUCAAAACAAGUAGUUAACAUGAAGCUAGCUCCAGCCUUAUUGUCUGCUUUUGUCCUCCUUUCGCCACCUAUCUUUUUCAGUCCCCCAGCCCCUGCGACAGAAAUUGUACCUAGACAGACAAUAGAAAUAGAAAAGCGGGCAGCCACUUUGUUUCGCAAAGCAUGCGUUGGAUGCCAUGAUGGAGGAGGAAACAUAAUACAACCUGGUGCAACCCUUGGUUUGAAGGAUUUAGAGAGAAAUGGAGUUGAUUCUAUAGAGGAGAUAUAUAACAUUACCUACUAUGGAAAGGGAAGAAUGCCUGGAUAUGGAGAAAAGUGUACACCGAGGGGACAAUGCACAUUCGGAGCUCGACUACAAGAAGAUGAUAUCAAACUUCUUGCCGAGUUUGUCAAGUCUCAGGCUAACCAUGGCUGGGAGAACUUAGAAAUCUAUAAUGAUUGAAAAUUACAAUUUCAGAUAUCCUAAUGAGUUUGAAACAACUCUCUUGAAAAAUUAACUAUCCCCAAACUUCCUUGAGAUAUCUUGAUUUUUUGUUUUAUUUUCUCUUUUCUGGUUGAGUAUUUUUCAUUCAUUAAAAAUAAGGUGUUACA
This is a messenger RNA of Impatiens glandulifera, 793 nucleotides long. RefSeq names its product cytochrome c6, chloroplastic. The record is from RefSeq and is a predicted model, not a curated record. The transcript is spliced from 5 exons. Lineage: Eukaryota; Viridiplantae; Streptophyta; Magnoliopsida; Ericales; Balsaminaceae. Bases 99 to 644 code for a protein of 181 amino acids. Gene Ontology annotation, molecular function: heme binding; iron ion binding; electron transfer activity.